CUACGUUACUAGCCUCAUGACAUGCAUAACGCUUUUAUUCUCUCACAGUUGCCAGAAUGUCACGUGUCAUAUUUUUUUUUUUAUAAGUACACUGGUAACAACUUAAGCAUUACGAAACUUCGAUCAAAUAAACCUCACCUAGCAAAUAAGCCAUUAAAUGUUUUGUUGUUGACCAAAUUCGACACUCUUAUUGACCUCCAUACAAAAACUCCAUGUUUGGUGGGCGAAAAAACGACACAUGCUGGAGGGAAACAGAUUUUCUGCCGAGUUUUCUUCCUCUGUCGGAUGUGCAGUCCGUCAAAUCGAAGGCACUCCUUCAAUAUAACAUUGUUGAAAACGUUAGAGUAAUACCAUGUUCGCCUAUUUAAGACAUAUGCUCGAAUCUAGGAUGUGCCUUUAUGUUUCGAGAGAAUGAACGACUAAGGAAUCGUUUUUCACUUCUCAUUGACUUGUCAAACCCCGGUUUGGUCUGUUUCACAAGAUGAAGUCUCGCGAUGUUACGCCUCUGGAUUUAGAAACUCUGCAGCCAGACUGCCCAAAGCGAAGAUUUUACAAAACGUCUUUCACGCUGGUUCGAUUUGUCAUUCCCUGCUCGCCGUACAGAAACAAUCGGACUGCGUCUUUAGUGUUUUCCUACAGCGCAAACGUGGGGUAUUUUUCAUCUAUUUGGGGGAAUAAAGUUGACCAAAACAGCAUUUAACAGGCUACAGUAGCAACCCAUAACUCAACACAAUAAAAUGGAGACAGAACACCGGUCUAAAAAGAGACCCUGUGGGGAUGAGAAGUCCGGAUCAGAUCAUCCUUCUGAAGAGGAUGACUAUGUCCCAUACGUACCUGUCAAAAUCAGAAAGCAUCACAUGCAACUUAAGAUGCUGCGUCUGCGAGGGAAGGUGGUAGAGGAGGAGCAGAAAGAUAGUGGAGGAGAGCAGAGAGAUGAGGACGAGGGUCUGGGACCACGCUCUAACGUCUCCCUGCUGGAUCAACACCAGGUCCUCAAGGAAAAGGCUGAAGCUCGUAAAGAGUCAGCCAAGGAGAAGCAGCUGAAAGAAGAACAGAAGAUUCUGCAGAGUGUGGCAGAGGGAAGAGCUCUCAUGUCGGUGAAGGAAAUGGCCAAAGGAAUCAUCUAUGACGACCCCAUCAAAACAAGUUGGUUGGCUCCACGGUACAUCCUGAACAUGCCCCCUGCGAGACACGACCGCGUCAGGAAGAAGUACCACAUCCUGGUCGACGGUGACGGUAUCCCUCCGCCGAUCAAGAGCUUCAGGGAGAUGAAGUUCCCACAGGCAAUCUUGAAAGGUCUGAAGAAGAAGGGAAUUGUUCACCCUACACCCAUUCAAAUCCAGGGAAUUCCAACCAUUCUCUCAGGCCGGGAUAUGAUCGGUAUCGCCUUCACGGGGUCAGGGAAAACUCUGGUGUUCACCCUCCCCAUCAUCAUGUUCUCUCUGGAGCAAGAGAAGAAACUGCCUUUCUGUAAGAGUGAAGGACCCUACGGUCUCAUCAUCUGCCCUUCAAGAGAGUUGGCUAAACAGACCCACACCAUCAUAGAGUACUACUGUAAACUGCUGGAGGAAGAAGGGGCUCCACAUAUGAGAUCAGUCCUCUGUAUAGGAGGCAUGUCUGUCAAAGACCAGAUGGAGGUGGUCAAACAUGGUGUCCACAUGAUGGUGGCGACCCCCGGCCGUCUGAUGGACCUGUUGCAGAAGAAGAUGAUCAGUCUGGAUAUCUGUCGUUAUCUGGCUCUAGACGAGGCUGACAGAAUGAUAGACAUGGGCUUCGAAGAAGAUAUCAGAACUAUCUUCUCCUACUUUAAG
This is a messenger RNA of Salvelinus fontinalis (brook trout), 1811 nucleotides long. RefSeq names its product probable ATP-dependent RNA helicase DDX41. Gene Ontology annotation, molecular function: zinc ion binding; ATP binding; RNA binding. NCBI's taxonomy places the organism in Eukaryota, Metazoa, Chordata, Actinopteri, Salmoniformes, Salmonidae. Gene Ontology annotation, biological process: mRNA splicing, via spliceosome. Gene Ontology annotation, cellular component: spliceosomal complex. The record is from RefSeq and is a predicted model, not a curated record.